This is a messenger RNA of Papilio machaon (common yellow swallowtail), 3281 nucleotides long. RefSeq lists its product as uncharacterized. Gene Ontology annotation, molecular function: metal ion binding. The record is from RefSeq and is a predicted model, not a curated record. Lineage: Eukaryota; Metazoa; Arthropoda; Insecta; Lepidoptera; Papilionidae. Bases 151 to 3159 code for a protein of 1002 amino acids. The transcript is spliced from 18 exons.
AAGUAUUAUAAAUUCCAAUUGGCCUGACUAAUUUCUAGGCUAAUUUAAUAUUUAUUAAUGCUUGAAUGACACAAACAACAGUGCCGGCUACCAAGAUUUACAAAGUUGUUUUGAAGUUUUAUCUUUUAUUUUAGCAAGCUAAGCCUAACAAUGUCUCAUUUUAAACUAAUAUCAACAACUAAAGCUUCAGACGUCAUACCAGUGAACAAGUACGUGUCUGAAAAGACCGGCUUAAAAGUAAUAAUUGCUAAUGUUGAAGGGCCUGUUGUAAAUGGCUACUUCUGUCUUGCUACCGAAGCUCACGAUGACGACGGUCUGCCGCAUACGUUAGAACAUCUGAUAUUCUUGGGAUCAGAACGAUACCCUUACAAAGGCAUCCUCGAUUUGUUAGCCAAUCGGUGUAUGGCUCAUGGGACUAAUGCUUGGACCGAUACUGAUCAUACAUGCUACACAAUUUACACUGCUGGAGAGGAGGGGAUGUUGACUUUGCUGCCCAUUUACCUCGAUCACAUUCUUAGACCUACCCUCACUGAGGAAGGGUUUACAACGGAAGUGCAUCAUAUUGAUGGUGAUGGUGAAGAUGCAGGGGUUGUGUAUUGUGAAAUGCAAGGUCGGGAGAACUCAGCAAGCAGCAGAUGUGAGCUGCAAUUAUUACGUGCCAUGUACCCUGACAGUGGAUAUUCUUCAGAAACUGGUGGUAUUAUGAAAAAUCUAAGAACAUCAACUAACAAUACAAAAGUUAGAAAUUUCCAUAAAAAAUUCUAUAGACCUGAAAAUCUCACAAUAAUACUCACUGGACAAAUAGCAGCUGAAGAUGUGUUUAAAGCAUUGUCUAUUGUAGAAGACGACAUUAUAGCAAAGAGGGAAAAAGAACCUCAAGAGGAAUGGGUGAAACCGUGGCAGACUGUGCCUCCACCACCACAUUAUGGAGAGUACACUGUACAGUGGCCGGCAGAUACUGAAGAUUGUGGUCAGGUGAUGUUCGGUUGGCGAGGGCCACUGUUAACGGAGGCGAGUGCUAUGAGAGAGUUGACGGCGUGCGCGGUUGUACUGCGCUACCUGUGUGACACCGCCGCUGCGCCGCUGCAGCGAUGUCUAGUCGAGAGAGAAGAUGCAUUAGCGGGAGAUGUGUCGUACAACUUAACAGAGAAUUUAGUACCACUAAUAAAGAUAGAACUGGACAAUGUACCGAUAAAGAAACUGGAGCUUGCUCGUGAUGAUGCCCGCAAGUGUCUGUCCAGAGUAUGUUCUGGUGAAGAGCCCAUUGACUUGGAACGGAUGAGGAGGCUGCUCAGGAAACAACUUCGGGAGAGCAUUGCCAGCCUCGAGUCAGAUCCACACCAUGCUGUUGCCUUCAGAUGUAUCGGAGAUGCUUUGUAUUCACAGAACGAACAAGAUUUUAUAUCAAGAAUGAACCCACAGCAAGUGUUAAUGGAACUUCUAGAAGAAACCUCUGACUACUGGCUCGGUAUUCUUAAGAAGUACUUCAACGAGGACCUGGUCACAAUAGUCGGCUCGCCCAGCAUCGAACUACAGAACAAAAUGUCCAAUGAAGAAAUUAAGAGAAUAGAAGAACAACGAAAGAAACUGGGAGAAAGCGGCUUGGCUAAGAAAGCGGAGCAACUGGUCGCUGCCAUGGAGUACAAUGAGCGACCGCCGCCAGAGGGCCUGCUGGCGUCAAUUCCGGUGCCAUCGUGUGACAACCUGAAGUGUCACAACAUCACCACGUGGAGCACUGACAGCGAGCCCUGCCCAUACUUUGACCUCAAGGAGGUCCCACUCUACACACGAGUACACAGUCUUAACACUAAUUUUGUUUAUAUAAACAUAAUCCUAGACACGACAAAGGUGGAAGAGAGCACUCGCAAGUGGCUGCCGCUGUUGCUGAACGGGCUGGCGGAGUGUGCAGUGCGGCGCGGGGACGUGCUGGUGCCACAUGAGGAGGUCAUCUCCACCACUGAGCAGCUGACGGUCAUGUUCAGCAAUACCAUCGGCUUCGACCGUCCCGGCAACUUCUCUGUCGGACAGUUUGGGAACUUCGUACACAUUGAAGCUAGGUGCGAGCCGGCUGACUACGUCUCAGUAGUACAACAUCUGUAUGAGGUCCUGUACGCGCCAGACCUCACCAAAGACCGUCUGCUCGUCUUCGCCCAGAGGAUGAUCAAUGACGUAGCACAGGUGCGUCGUAGUGGUAAUAAGAUGGUAUACGACAUGCUGCGUGAUGCCCUCUACUGCUCCAACAGCAACGUGCACUGGUGCUCCGUGUUACGUCAGCACCACUUCCUCAAGGAGGUGGUGGAGCGGCUUGGAGGAGGAGGUGCUGAGGGCGCUCUCGAGGACGCCAAGCGCGCCUUGGCUGCACUAGUGCGCGACCCCUGGCUGCACCUCGCCGCUGACUUUGAUAGAUACAAACUGAGUACUGAACCCUGGAAGCAAUUUGCCAGAGAGAACGAAAUAAUACCCCUCAAGCCCCGACUGUACUGGGACGCGGAGCUGAUGCGGGGUGGUGCUGGUGGAGGCUUCGUGGUGGGUGUGGGCGGCAUCGAGUCCUCGUUUGUGGCGCAGAUGAGCCCCGGCCCACUGGGACACGCACCACAAGACCUCGCGCCAUUGCUCGUCGCCCUCAACUACUUCACACAGCUGGAGGGUCCGAUGUGGCGUCUGAUCCGUGGUGGUGGUCUGUCGUACGGGUACAGCGCACGCGCAGCCUCCACUGAGGGUCGUCUCGUGUUCUCAUUGUACCGCUCUGCCAACGCACCUGCAGCAUAUGUCAAGGCCAAGACCAUAGUUGAGGAGUACCUGAAGGAGAAGAAGUUCGAUGCGGAGUUGUUCGCGUCUGCGCGCAGCACUGCGCUGUUCGAGGUGGUGGAGCAGGAGAAGUGUCCAGCUGAUGUGGUGCACCACUCGCUGCUCAACUACCUGCGCCGCGUCUCUCCUACCUACAACAGGGAACUGGUGCGCGCGAUUGCGGCUGUGGACGAAGAUAGUGCUGGUGCUGCGGCGGCGCGCUGGCUGCCCGCGCUGUUUGAUCCCGCAGCAGGUACACUGGCGCUCGUCUGCCAUCCCACCAAGGUCGGCGAUCUACAGGCCGCCUUCCAAAAGAUCAAUAUUAAUUUGGAUGCAUUCGAAUCAAUGGAGGCGUCUCAUUUUAAUAAAUAAGCGCAACAAACUGUACUUUUGUUAUUUGUAAAAUAAAGUGAAUAAAUAAUGUAAUACAAGAAAUAAUCCACACUACUGCUUGUUUGUGCCUUAUACAAAUGAAAGUGUUGGUUUUAUUUGUA